Alternaria atra is the source of this 1494-nucleotide messenger RNA. RefSeq lists its product as uncharacterized. The transcript is spliced from 6 exons. NCBI's taxonomy places the organism in Eukaryota, Fungi, Ascomycota, Dothideomycetes, Pleosporales, Pleosporaceae. Bases 1 to 1494 code for a protein of 497 amino acids. The record is from RefSeq and is a predicted model, not a curated record.
AUGGCGCUUCAGAAAGCUGUCACCGAGCAUCAACUAGCCAUCCCCUACGGCAAAGACAUACCCCUUCCAGCAUACUUGUAUGUGCCAAAUCAGUUUGGAAAGAGUGACGGUGUACCUCUGGUUAUCAGUCUGGCAGGAGGAGGCUUCAUGCAGGAGAAAAUUUUGAAUGGAUCUGCUGAAGCCAUUCCGUCUUCAAUCAUUAGAAGACAACAACAAAUGGAGAUCGACAUGUGCGAUAAUUGUGUGAUCAAGGCAUACCAGUUCCAGGCCGGAUCACCCAUCAAUGGCGGAUACGCACUUCAGGCGAAUCACAGCUCUUUGACGGCAAGCUGUUCGAAAACUGGCUUCCCUUUAGCGACUUCGACAGCCCCUUUUGAAAGACCAACUCCUACCCCCACUACACCGGGAAAAUGUACCGGCAAGACGUACACAAUCAAGUCUGGUGACACUUGUCGAUCAAUCUCCAAAGCCGAGAACAUCGCUACGUCGUGGCUUCUUGCGGAUAAUGGACUGAAGGCAUUUUGUGCAGAGUUCCCUACCACAGGUGACCUCUGCAUCCAGAAUACCUGCAGCACCUACACAGUCCAAAAGGGUGACACUUGUCUUGAUAUAGCCAAGGCGAACAGGAUAAGUCAGGUGCAAUUAUACACAUGGAACCCAGUCCUUGGAUAUCUCUGCAACAGGAUCGAAAAGUCCGUCGGCGACACCAUCUGUGUAACUCCACCAGGUGACCAAGACUUCGAGCCCAACCCAACAACAACCUUAAUCCCCACGCCUAUCCCCACUGCAACGCCGACUGCAGCCCCAGUUCCAGGUGACCUUGCCAACGGCACCAACACUAAUUGCGCCAAGUUCUACCAAGUCCAGCCAGAAGAAUACUGCAACCUCCUCGUCAUCAAGUUCAGCAUCAGCCUCGACGACUUCCGCUUCCUCAACCAAGGCAUCAACGACAAUUGCACGAACCUCUUUGCAUUUGAGAGCUACUGUGUCGAGCCCGUGGGCCCCGUGAAUGAGUACCCGGGCCAUCCCGACUACAUGCCUCCUGCAACGUCGGUGCCGGAGAUCCCGUACGACAGCCUCCCCAAGGCAACGUUUACCGCGCCCCCGAUACUCGGAUUGCCGACUCCAUCGCCGUUGGCCAAGGGGACGAGGAAAGAUUGCUUUCUGUUCAUGAAUGGCGCAAAUUUGACCGUUGACGAGACGAUACUGCAAGCGUAUUCGUCGUCUUGUGCGGCGCUUGCUAAAGGAUGGGGGGUUACAUUGGAGCAGUUGGAGAACUGGAACCCAUGUCUCACAACUAACUCUACCGACUGCGCCCCAGCAAAAGACCUUCGAUAUUGCAUGGCAGCAUACAGCGGCGGCGGAUCGCCCGUGAACGCCACCUUACCUGACGAAGCGGCAGGCUUCUAUCCGAUCAGAGAAGGCGCUAUUGAGGGCUGUGUCGAAUACGAAGCCGUCGUCCCUCCAAUGACAUGCCAGUCGUUCCUCGAUUGA